GUUGGCCAAUCGUAAUGCAGGUGGGCGGAGUUUAUGUCUGAAUAGGGUGUGGAAAAAAAGCGGUAUAAACGUCUCAUGAAUGAAGCGGUUCUCUGUUAGUCCACCGCUGUUUCUCCCGCUGACAGUGGACAGGUCACUCCCAGCUUCAUCUACACUGAGUUUACAAGUUGUUACUGACUUUAGUUAAAGUUGAACUUUCCUGAAAGCCACAGACCGCAUACAGUUGUGAAGGGAAGGCAGAAGAAUGUGCGACUGUGAUAACUCUGAAGAUGUCAAAGGAGAGAAAAACGGACCUGUUCCUGUGGAGAGCAACAUAUCGACGAGUGAACAUGUAGGAGACCACAUAGAGUGCAAGGAAAUUUCUUCUGAGAAUCCCCAAGUGCGCAGCACCCGUUUGUAUAAGAGAAGAUGGGCCAUAGUCUUUCUCUUCAGCUCCUACUCGCUGUGCAAUGCCUUCCAGUGGAUCCAGUAUGGGAUCAUCAACAACAUCUUCAUGCACUUCUACAGUGUGAGCUCCUUUGCCAUAGACUGGAUGUCUAUGAUCUACAUGCUGACUUACAUUCCCUUCAUAUUUCCAGUGACCUGGCUGCUGGACAAGAAGGGGCUGCGAGUUGUGGCUCUGGUGGCCAGCUCCAUCAACUGCCUUGGGACCUGGAUCAAAGUGGCCAGCGUUAGACCUCACCUGUUCUGGGUGACUAUGCUGGGACAGUUCGCCUGCUCCUUCGCUCAAGUCUUUAUCCUUGGGAUGCCGUCCCGGAUUGCCUCUGUUUGGUUUGGUUCAGGAGAGGUGUCCACCGCUUGCUCCAUUGGAGUUUUUGGCAACCAGCUUGGUAUUGCCAUAGGGUUCCUGGUGCCUCCUAUUCUUGUGCCCAAUGUGGAAGACCUAGAUGAACUGGCCUACCACAUCAGCAUCAUGUUCUAUAUCACAGCUGGAGUGGCCACACUCAUCUUCAUACUGGUUAUCAUUGUUUUCCAGGAGAAGCCAGACGUCCCUCCCUCUCAGGCUCAGGCAGCAAUGAGAAAUAUGUCCCCACAAGAGUACUCUUACCUGGCCUCUAUUAGGAGACUUGUCUGCAACAAACCUUUUGUCCUACUCAUCAUCACAUAUGGAUUAAAUGUUGGAUGUUUCUAUGCUGUUUCCACUCUGCUGAACCGGAUGAUCAUUGAUCACUAUCCUGGGGAAGAGGUGAAUGCUGGAAGAAUUGGUCUAAUUAUUGUCAUCGCUGGUAUGGUGGGCUCCCUCAUCUGUGGAAUCUGGUUGGACAAAACCAAGACCUACAAGCAGACCACGCUUGCUGUAUAUCUUCUCACCUUUGUGGGCAUGCUGGUCUAUGCCUUCACCCUCAACUUGGGCCAUCUUUGGAUAGUCUUCAUUACUGCAGCAGCUCUAGGAUUUUUCAUGACUGGCUACCUGCCGCUGGGCUUUGAGUUUGCAGUGGAGCUCACGUACCCAGAGUCAGAGGGUACAUCCUCAGGCCUACUCAACUGUUCAGCACAGGUAUUUGGAAUUAUAUUCACAAUCUGCCAAGGCAAGAUCAUUGAUUACUAUGGCACACUAGCCGGCAACAUCUUUCUCUGCGUUUUCCUCUUUUUAGGGACCCUUAUGACAGCUUUUAUUAAAGCAGAUUUGCGGCGGCAGAAGGCUAACCAGCUGGCUGUGAGAGAGGCAGCAGCAGACUCAGGAUGUCAGGAUGGAGGAUUAUUACCAUUGAAAGAAGCCAAGGUCUAGGAGUUGUCUGGAAGUUUUCCUGAUCAACUCUCUCACGCACCUCUGUUUCCAAGACACACACAGAGAAGGGAGACUCAUCAUAAUCAUGCUCAAGGAAAGGUGCUUCCCUUUAUGAGGAGUUUUGUGGUACCGAUUCAGUAUUUGCAAAAGGAUUGCAUUUUGUCUGAAUACAUUCAAACUGCAAGAAAAAUGGCCCGAAGAUAAAGCUGUCGACUCACUGGAGAGCCAGUGCAGUUAGCUGAAAAUCAUAUUAUUCACUGAAGAACAUAUAUGCAAAACAUAAAACACAACUGGAAAGUUGCAAUAUUUAAAUGUGAAAAUUUCCCUAAAAGCACAAUCAUAAUGCUUCUAAUAAUGAACAGCAAUAGCACUCUAAAAUUGAUUGUAUUAAAACCCUAAUUCAUUUAUGUAAUUUAAUGGAUUUUACUUUAUUUAUUAAUGUAUUUAUACAGUGAAGUAAGUGCUAACUAUGCUGAUCAUGCACUUUAAAGCUUAACAUUAUUUACCCUCAUUUUAUAUUCUAUUUUUUAUUAUUAAGAAUUACAACACCUUAUCCAUCCUAAUAAGUGCUUUUCACAUGAGCAAUAUUAAGCUCUUUUCCUUUCCUGUCCUUGCAUUUUACUAAUUCUAUGAGUACCUGACCUAAAUAUUAAUGAAGGCUUUAAUGUGUAAAGUGUGUUGUAUGUUUAGAACAUAUUAGAUAAAUGUAUAUAUGUACAGAUAUAUUCUCAGUUGUCUUGUUAAAAGGGAAUGAAAUGACUGAUUAUGACAUCUCAUUAGGGAUCACUGAGGAGGCACCUGAGCUUUGUUGAUGUGAUGGUUUGUUUGUUUAUUUCUGAGCCAAGAAAAUAUGCAUAUUCUGCUUUUACUGUAAUUCGAGAAUUGAUGUAUAUAUUUUUUGCCUUUUAUAUAUACAGUGGGGAAAAAAUAUUUAGUGAGUCACCAAUUGUGCAAGUUCUCCCACUUAAAAAGAU
Pygocentrus nattereri (red-bellied piranha) is the source of this 2703-nucleotide messenger RNA. RefSeq names its product FLVCR heme transporter 2a (gene flvcr2a). The transcript has 10 exons. Gene Ontology annotation, cellular component: membrane. NCBI's taxonomy places the organism in Eukaryota, Metazoa, Chordata, Actinopteri, Characiformes, Serrasalmidae. Gene Ontology annotation, molecular function: heme binding; heme transmembrane transporter activity. Gene Ontology annotation, biological process: heme export; transmembrane transport. The coding region runs from base 245 to 1729 and encodes 494 amino acids. The record is from RefSeq and is a predicted model, not a curated record.